AAAAAUUUGAAAAUAUGGGCCAGUCAAAUGUUUACAAUAAAAAGUAGUAUGAAAAUGGUGAUAUAUAUUCUGGAGAGUAUUUAAAUGGUCAAAGACAUGGAUAUGGUAGAUAUAAUUGGAAUAAUGGAGAUGAAUAUGAUGGAUAUUGGGAAAAUAAUAAUAAAAGUGGAAAAGGAACAUUUAAAAAAGCAUAAAAUUUUGAAAGUUAUGGUGAUUGGGCAAAUGAUAUGAUGAAUGGUAAAAACUUUUGUAAAUAUGCGAAUGGAGAUUCAUAUGAUGGAGAUUGGGUUAAUAAUUAAAAACAUGGAUAAGGACGAUAUAAAUGGUCUAAUGGAGAUGAAUAUAAUGGAGGUUGGGUUAAUAAUAAAAGAACAGGAAAGAGUACAUUUAAAAAGGCUAAUAAAUUGGAAUGUUAUGGGGAUUGGUUAGAUGAUUAGAUGAAUGGAAAGAAUAUUUGCAUAUAAACAAAUGGAGAUUCUUAUGAUGGAGAUUGGGUUAAUAAUUAAAAGCAUGGAUAAGGUAGAUACAAAUGGUCAGAUGGAGAUGAAUACAAUGGAGGUUGGGUAAAUAAUAAAAGAACUGGAAAGGGUUUCUUUAAAAAUGCUGAUGGAAUAGAAUGUUUUGGUGAUUGGGAAAAUGAUUAGAUGAAUGGAAAGAAUAAAUGCAAUUUAGGUAAUGGAGAUUCAUACGAUGGUGAAUGGGUUAAUAAUUAAAAGCAUGGAUAAGGUCUAUACAAAUGGUCAGAUGGAGGUGAAUAUAAUGGAGAUUGGUUCAAUAAUCAUAGGACUGGAAAAGGCUAAAUGAAGUAUGCUAAUGGGGAUUAAUAUAAUGGAGAUUGGGUUAAUAAUCAAAAGCAUGGAUAAGGUGAAUACAAAUACUUUAAUGGAGACUAAUACAAAGGAACUUGGCUAAAUAAUCAAAGAACUGGAAAGGGUUAAAUGAUAUAUUUUAAUGGAGAUUAAUAUGAAGGAGAUUGGUUUAAGGGUCAAAAACAUGGUAAGGGUAUUUUUAGAUCAUCUAAUGGAUUUUACUAUGAUGGAAAUUGGCUAAAUGAUUAAAGACAUGAUGAAGGAAAAAAUAACUCAGUUUGA
Messenger RNA from Paramecium sonneborni, 1091 nucleotides. The record is from the annotation of a GenBank genome assembly. Lineage: Eukaryota; Ciliophora; Oligohymenophorea; Peniculida; Parameciidae.